AUGUUCUUCCAAACGCUAGGAGGUGCCCUAUUCAUUGCUGUUGCCCAAUCUGUGUUCCAGAAUCGGUUGAUCGGUGGAAUUGUGGAAUUUGCGCCCGACGUGAACCCCAAGGCUAUCGUCGGAGCAGGUGCUACUGAAACGCGCGAUAUCUUGAGUCAAUUGGGCCAGCUAAACCAGCUGGAAAAUGUUAUCAAGGCCUAUAUGAGCGGACUACGAAAUACUUUCCGUGUCAGUCUUGCGUUGGCUGUGGUGGCCUUUGUGGCAACUCUGUUUUUGGAAUGGAAGAGUGUGAAGAAGGGGGGUAAUAAGGACGAAGCCGCUGUCCCUGUCGUGUGA
This is a messenger RNA of Penicillium daleae, 336 nucleotides long. Its product is annotated as Efflux pump roqT. The record is from RefSeq and is a predicted model, not a curated record. Lineage: Eukaryota; Fungi; Ascomycota; Eurotiomycetes; Eurotiales; Aspergillaceae. Gene Ontology annotation, molecular function: transmembrane transporter activity. Bases 1 to 336 code for a protein of 111 amino acids. The transcript has a single exon. Gene Ontology annotation, biological process: transmembrane transport.